This is a messenger RNA of Cyphomyrmex costatus, 563 nucleotides long. RefSeq names its product endocuticle structural glycoprotein SgAbd-8-like. The transcript has 2 exons. Gene Ontology annotation, molecular function: structural constituent of chitin-based larval cuticle. The record is from RefSeq and is a predicted model, not a curated record. Gene Ontology annotation, cellular component: chitin-based extracellular matrix. Bases 48 to 446 code for a protein of 132 amino acids. Lineage: Eukaryota; Metazoa; Arthropoda; Insecta; Hymenoptera; Formicidae.
UCAUCACGCUCCUCCAUUGGAUCAACAGAUUCGAGCCAUACGACAAAAUGAAAUUCCUUAUUGUAACUCUCGCUUUAGUCACAAUUGCUCUAGCACAGCAUCAGCACCAGCAAUCGCAUGUACAGCCAAUAGCCAUUUUGAAGCAAGCGCAGGAUAUCUCGCCGGAAGGAUCUUACAGUUACGCCUAUGAAACCGAGAACGGAAUCGCCGCUUCCGAGCAGGGCUCACCGCAACCCGUUGGACCCAAGGGCGAUCCUGCAGUCAUCGCCCAAGGUCAGUUUCAGUACACCGCUCCCGACGGCACCCCCGUUGCCCUUCAGUACACAGCCGACGAGAACGGCUUCCACCCACAGGGUGCCCAUCUGCCGGUCGCUCCACAGGUACCUGAGCUGAUCCAAAGAGCCGUCGCAUAUGUUUUAGCUCAUCCGCAGCCUGAGAACCAGUAAUAAAUAAUCGAUGAUAUUUAGCAACAUCUCCGGACAAAAUGCUUACCACUUUUGAACCACGCGAACUAUAGAUACAAAGUGUUUUCUUAAUAUAUAAAUACAAAUAUUUCGUAAAAA